CCGCCUCUCUCCGCCGCUCUUCUGGCUCCCCGGUCAGAGGGCCGGAGCGAGAAGAUGGCGAAGACGUACGAUUAUCUGUUCAAGCUGCUGCUGAUCGGCGACUCGGGAGUGGGCAAGACCUGCCUCCUGUUCCGCUUCUCCGAGGACGCCUUCAAUACCACCUUCAUCUCCACCAUCGGAAUUGAUUUUAAAAUCAGAACGAUAGAACUAGAUGGAAAGAAAAUUAAGCUUCAGAUAUGGGACACAGCGGGUCAGGAAAGAUUUCGAACCAUCACAACAGCAUACUAUAGAGGAGCCAUGGGAAUUAUGCUGGUCUAUGACAUCACAAAUGAAAAGUCCUUUGACAAUAUUAAAAAUUGGAUAAGAAACAUUGAAGAGCAUGCCUCUUCAGAUGUAGAAAGAAUGAUCCUGGGUAACAAAUGUGAUAUGAAUGACAAAAGACAAGUGUCAAAAGAAAGAGGGGAGAAGUUAGCAAUUGACUAUGGGAUUAAAUUCUUGGAGACAAGUGCAAAAUCCAGUACAAAUGUAGAAGAGGCAUUUUUUACACUUGCACGAGAUAUAAUGACAAAACUCAACAGAAAAAUGAAUGACAGCAAUUCAUCAGGGGGAGGUGGACCAGUGAAAAUAACAGAAAACCGAUCAAAGAAGACCAGUUUCUUCCGUUGUUCGCUACUUUGAUGAACUCUUUCUGAGAGACUGCAGCACACCUAGAGGACCCUUUCCUGCUUCUCUGAAAGCACAGGUCACCCAGCCUCAGAAUCAUACCACCCGGCUGCUGCUGAGAGCACCACUGAACCUAGACCUCUCAACACAGAAUGCCAAGUGGAUUCCAGCCUCAUGGCCGAUCAAGAUAACAGGCUCCUUUUUCAAACGUGGAAGCAAUGAAGUGGAGACACAUGCAGGAAUUAACUUGUUUUUUCUUUGUUUUAUUGCCUGUUGCAGAAGCUACUAUCUUUCUUUUUCACUUUGCACAUCAGUAUUAGCCUUUCCCUGUUACAGCACAAUCUUAGACUUAUAUGUGCACACUUUGUCUCAUAAAAUUCUAGACAAAUUUGUGCAAUUGGGGAUGUUUGAAAAAAGAGUAGAACAUUUAAAGCAGAGGUUAAUGUACUAAAAUUAAAGGACAUUUGUCUGGUUCAUAUGGCCAAGUGUUAUUGCAUUAAUAGCAUUUAUUUAAGGGCUCUGAUUUAUGAUUUUCUUAAAUAGGAAUCAUUAAAUUCUGAUAAAAUUUUUAUCUUAAAAAUUCCUAAAAAUGUCCGUCUGUUCAUCAGAGGCCACAAUUUCUUUAUUUCUUCAGAUUGUUUAGAGCUUUGCUUCAUUCCUGACCUUUUUGUCAGGGAGUCUGGGUAGCUGAAGAAAUCACUUUUUCAGUUGAUUACCUCUGCCUAAUCUAUAGAAACUGCAUUUGGAAAUCACCUUCAUCUCACUUUUCCUGGGGUUUGUAUUUGCUGUUCUUUUCUAUGUUUGACCUAUUGUAACCACUCAGUUAUCUAAAACAUAACGUAUUUGAACAUUGUUGUCUGCUUCUAAUUGUGAACUUCUUGAGCUGAAAUUUUACAUAGGUAGAGAGAUGUGCCAGUUAGGGUUUUAUUUCAUCAUCUAAUUGUGGUUCUGGCACGUCAGCAUAUGUAAUAUAUUUUUUCUUAGGUUCACUCCUUAGCUUGCUGGUUUAGUUGUAAUACCCAAUUUCUACCGUAAUCCCUGACUGCAAGAGUUAACAAGAAUUAGAUUUAGAUUACAGUUCACAGAAAGCUUACCUAUAGGGAGAGAGAUGAACUUGUUGAUGUAAAUUUAAUAGAGAGAGCCCUUGGUAAUGGUGAAAAUAAUGAUUUUUGUUCUGUUUUUAUUUGGGCUUUUUUUUUUUUUAAAUAAAAGUAAUUAGACCUAGUGCAGCCUCUAGGAAAAGUCUUGCCUUUUCAUUAGAGCAAGGUUUUAAAACAGCUGUUGUGGAAUGUGUAGAACCCAGUUCUAUCUGUUCAGGUUCAUUGUUAUAGCACUUGGUCCAGUCAUUUGGGCCAAAGCCAACCAAAAGCUUAGCUGCCUUUCUCAGCAAACACUGGUACUGGUACACCUUUUGUGGAUGAAACCAUUACAUAAGAAGAAAAAAGUAUUUAGUGUUAACUUACGUGCCAAAUUCAAAUCAUUAUGUCAUGGCUAUGCUGUUAUUCUAGCCUUCAGUGCCAUAACACAGAAGGGAGUAAUAAAGAGGUGAUUAGGGAAAUGAAUUCUGUUAAUAAUUAUUCUUCCUGAUAGGCCUGUUUUGUUUCACAAAGGUUACCAUCAUGCUUGAUAGUUAAGAAUGCGAGAUGAAAGUGGAAAUGGAUUGCUUUGUUACCACAGAAUUCUGCUUCAAAUUAAGGUGUAUCAUUCGAAUGCUUGGACCAGUCAACCUUUACGACUUGUUUGAAAACUUAUGCACAAUUUAGUGGCAGCAAGUAUACCAGAGCUAUUUUUGAUGGAUACACUAAACUUAUUGUUGACAAAUUUCACCCUCUUUGAUUUUUUUUGUACUUCCCUGUAGGCUUAAAGGCACCUGUUGGUGUCCUCGUAUAAUCAGUAGUUCCUUGACUGAAAGUUGAUUGUAAGUCUACCAUCUUAAAAUUAGAUACGUUUUUGGAAAGACAAAGUAAUUUCUUAGAAACAUCUUGUGUUCACUAAUUUCCUGAAAAAGAUCCAAGCAGUUAAGCUUUCUGGAUGGUAACAAAGUACUUUCUAAAAGGCAAGUGCUAUGACACCAUGUAUGAAUGUAAUUCUCUUAGUAAUUUACCUCUGACUAUUUGGUGUCUUAACACUUUGGUUUAUAUCUCAGGGGUUGUCUGCAAACCAAAACUGACAUAUUCUGUGGUUAGCCUUGUUUUAUUUUGUUUUUAACAGAAUGCUUUGCUUUGCUUUCUUCCUUCUUUCUUCUGUUGUCUUAUAUGGGUUAAUAACUAGUCUCCAUGAACUUCCCUUUGAAAGAGCCUGUAAAAAUUAGAUGAGUCUAAAAGUGCUCUUUGAAGUAGCAGCAAAUUGGGGGAAUAUGCUCUGUUAUAUAGAAAUAAAUUCUUCUUGCUAUUUUCUUACAUUUAGCUUUGCUAAAUUGUAUAUAAUUUGAGCUAAGACCAUAGGAAAUUCACUUUCUGCAUGGUAAAUGACCCAAUAAAUAUUCCACUUUGCUUAAUAAUGUACAUAUAGUGCAUUAUUUUUUCUACGUGUAGAUGAAUUUAGUGACAGAUAAUUGUCUGUUCCCUGCUGAAACUGAAAAAGUUUUUGUUCACUAGUUUUGUGUGAACAUUUUUGUGGUCCUACGGAUAAGGUACAUGAAGAUUUUUGCAGCAGUAUUACUGGUUUAGUGGCUGCACUUUAUUAUCAGUGUGCUAAUUUUUGACAAUGAUUGGAAUAGACCUUUUCAAAUAGAGUCUGAGGGUAUCAGACAAUGAAAAUGUGCUGUAACUAAGUAGCAUGUGAAUCAGUUGAUUAUAAAAUGUUUCACUGGGAACUUAUUUUAGCUAUAUUUUACGUCAGACAGAUUAUGAGAAAAUAAUCCACCUGUGCAUCAGUUAGGAGGUGCUGCAGGGUUUCUUACUAUUUACAUAAAUAUUUUGUGCAGUCUUUGUUAUAAAUUUUCAGAAGACUAUACUCUUUACUUUGAAGGACUAUUUUUUAAUUAUACCUCAUUUAGCUAAUAGUAUUCUAACAUCUGGUAGGAAAACAGUGAGCCAGCCUUUACACAUCCAACCCGAUUUAGAUUAUAUGUUUUGUUUUAAACUAAAGGCAUCAUUGGAAAGGUAGGAGGUAGUUUAGAUUAGAAUAGAACAUACAUGUCAUAUCCAAUAGUGCAAAAAAAGUAUUAUCUCUCUGUCUCCAUUAAUAAAUUUAGCUGUGCAAUAUAGAUAAAUGUUUGCAGAAAUUUCUAAACAAGAGAUUAUAACUCCAUUUUACAGUUUCUGAACGCUGAGAAUCUGUAUUAAGGCUUAUAAAGUUUUUCCUGUGAACAGUAACAUACAUUUAAGCAGACUCUCUUUUCUAGUUCAUGACUUAGAUUUCUUUAUAAAUGUAGUCUUAAUCUUUAAAGAUGAGCUUUUAAGCUUAAAAUUUUAAAACAGCAUUUCAUUAUGUUCGUUUACUUAUCUCAGAUUUUAAGCACUCAUUUCUACCAUCAGGUUUUUUAGAAUUUUUCUUUUAACAGAAAAGACAUUCCUUUUUCUUUCUUGUUAUAUCCAAAGAAAGGGGGGAAAAAGGAAUGUCUAAAAAUGAAAUUCCUUGUCCUAGAGGGACCUAGAGGGACAGGAUAUGCUAAUAAAAUUUCAAACGCUAGCACAAUUUUACAGUAGAAUCAAGUCUUUUUUUUAGACUAAUAAAAUUAACAGGUGUUAUGUUCACUAUGAAAAAACCUAAAUGACUGAAAUUUAUAGAAAUGAAAAUUAGCAAACAAUUAUUUUAGGAAUAUUUUCAAAUUUUACUUCAUUUUUUGAAAUGCUUGUGCCAUAUGCAGUUGCAUUUCUUAUUGCCAAGAACUAAUGGAACUUCUUGUUUCAUUUUCUUACCUUUUUUUAAAAUGUGAAUUUAAUUAUUAUAAUUCAUCCCUAUGGCCUUACAGAUGGAUUUUAUUUUGUUUGUUUGCAGCUGACACUGCAGUUCCUUUAAUGCAAAAUACCAUAAACUAUUUGACUAAAACCAUGCCCCUAAUGGGAAAUAUCUACUUUUUCCAUAGAACUAUCCUACUGUGUAUGUUUCAGCCUGUUUUAUUUUUGCUCCAACGGCUUAAUGUGAAAAGCUCCUGCAGAUAAAGUGGACCUGUCUAUGUGCUUAAUCUUGUUUAAGCCAAUUCAUUAACUGUGUACUGAUACUGAUGCUGUGUUUUUUUUAAAAACAUGGAUUUUAUUCCAGGUGAACUUUUUUUUACAAUAAUGUUCGUCUAAAAUAAAAACUACAUAAUGGAAAUACU
This is a messenger RNA of Diceros bicornis minor, 4927 nucleotides long. It is a transcript of the gene RAB8B, whose product is annotated as RAB8B, member RAS oncogene family. Gene Ontology annotation, molecular function: GTPase activity; GTP binding. The record is from RefSeq and is a predicted model, not a curated record. Gene Ontology annotation, biological process: protein secretion; Golgi vesicle fusion to target membrane; protein localization to plasma membrane. The transcript has 8 exons. Gene Ontology annotation, cellular component: plasma membrane; synaptic vesicle; endosome. The coding region runs from base 55 to 678 and encodes 207 amino acids. Lineage: Eukaryota; Metazoa; Chordata; Mammalia; Perissodactyla; Rhinocerotidae.